Molecule: messenger RNA, 2055 nt
Organism: Linderina pennispora
Lineage: Eukaryota; Fungi; Kickxellomycota; Kickxellomycetes; Kickxellales; Kickxellaceae
Exons: 2
Coding region: 112-2055 (647 amino acids)
Molecular function (GO): metal ion binding
Source: RefSeq, a predicted model, not a curated record
UCGACACCACCACGCACAGGGAAGGGAGCUCCAGUACCAGUUAAGCAUGUGCGACGGCCGGCGCGCACCUUCGGGCCGUCGACAGCGAGGUCCGAGUCGCCGCUAACACGAAUGGCUGACCUCUUUGCGGAGCCAGUGAACGGAGCAAAACACACGCGGUCACAGUCCACCCAGCUCAACGUGCCUGCUGGUAGCCCGGCACAGACGCGCCCUCGGCGACUCUCUGAAGCAGUAGGUGGCAGCGCAUGGCGCAGCACGGCCGGCAAUGGCUCGCCGUCGCUGCAAGCCCAGUUGGCAGGAGGCAGAGGCGAGGCUAACGGGCGUAGUCGGCGGGCAAGCAAUGCAAGCUCGACUGGCGCAGGCGAGACCGCAGCCCUGAACUGCCCAAUAUGUGGGGUAAUGGCGCCUAGCCUGUUUGCCCUGAAUGUGCACCUGGACGACACUCACUUUGCUGGCGACGGCAGCGGCGGAGGGAUGGGUGGCGGCGCUGGAAGCACCGCGCUGCGAGAGCACGAGGCGAGUGGCACUGGGCAAAAUGGGCAGGUAAAGUCGCGGUAUGCGUCGCAGGACGAUUUGGAUGAAGUGAAAGGCGCUAUUCUGGGGUUCUUCCGAGGUGCUGGUCGUGCCGUCAAGGGGCUCAGUGGCACACAGACCCAGGAGUCGCCCAGUUCUAAUGCCAGUGACAUGGGCGACGAUCGCCAGAUCCCAUCGGCAGGGACCGAGCAGACAGCUGUGAGCCAAGGGCGCUGGCACGCUGGGCAGAGCGAUGGAGCCGAUCGAGGGCAGGUGACAAAGGCACACUGGCAGCAGUACAAGUCGGGCGAUCGCUGCAAUGUACCAGCAUGCACACUGGUGCUGACAUCACAAACCGGUCAUGUCAACUGCCGCAAGUGUGGUCGGCUGAUGUGCAGCCAGCAUUGCAACUACCGGCUGAAUCUGGCGCCGACUGCCCAGCCAUCGGCGCGCGGCACUGCGUGCAGAGUGUGUGAGGAGUGCUACCAGCGCGCGACGCAGAGCCAGAGUGGACCAUCGCGCAACCACACAGCGGCAUUUGUGCAUCUGCGGCGAAAAGUUGUCAACGUGGCACUGCUGGAGGGAAACCGGAUGGAGAAGCGGCUGGAAAAGCUGUCGCUGGUAUACGCAGCAACAGAUACAGGCGGAUCAGCGCCAUCGUCGCUGCUGCGUUCAAAGUCGCUGCAGACGGCUGAGCAGGAGGUGGUUGUGUGGGAGGAUGAUGCCCAUGUCCAUUCAUGCCCGCUCUGCCAAAAGUCAUUUGGGCGGCUGGCGUCUCGGCGGCACCAUUGCCGGCUGUGCGGGCGGGUGGUGUGCGGGCGGCCCAGCUGCUUGGUGCAGCUGGCGAUUCCGCUGGCGAACCCCGACGGGUCUGGCUUCUCGCAGGAGCGGUUUGCCAACGUCAAGGCGUGUAAGGACUGCGAGCACAUUGUGCUGCGGCAUCGCGACCGGACUGCGCGGACAAGCCAGGCGCCAACAGUUCUGGCACAGCUUUACACGAAAAUCGGCCAGUACAUGGAGCAGGUCGAGGAGGUGCUGCCGACAUUCAACGCCUUGGCGCUUCGUUUGGGCAGUGCUGGGACUGCAGGGAGCCCCGACUUGCCGCGGGCAGCGCGGAUCCGUCGGCAGCUGACGGCGUCGUUCAAUGAUCUGGACAAGAUCUCAAAGCGGAUUGCGCAGCUGCCGGCACAAACGGCCACGGACCAGCGGUUGCAUGUGGCGAUUCGACGGUCGGUCGCGCAGUACCUGCAGCUGCACAUGUUUCCGCUGACCAUGCUGCCAAAGCCCGACCACAAGGCCAGUGCAAAGCCAGAGCGAGCGCCGCGCGCACCCACGCCGCUGCGGCAGUCGACCAGUCGGGUGGUGGACAUGGGGCAUGACGAAAAGCUGACAACGCUGUCGGUGCUGCGCGACCAGCGCGAACGAGUCAAGGGGUAUAUUAGAGAAGCACAGCGCGAGCGGCGACUCGAGGACGCCGUGUCGCUGCAGACAUCACUGAGCGAUCUCGAGGUCGAGCUCUCGCUAAUUGAGCGUAACUUGUGA